Rhincodon typus (whale shark) is the source of this 1658-nucleotide messenger RNA. RefSeq names its product carbonic anhydrase IX (gene ca9). Gene Ontology annotation, cellular component: plasma membrane. Gene Ontology annotation, molecular function: carbonate dehydratase activity; zinc ion binding. Bases 186 to 1283 code for a protein of 365 amino acids. The transcript has 12 exons. The record is from RefSeq and is a predicted model, not a curated record. NCBI's taxonomy places the organism in Eukaryota, Metazoa, Chordata, Chondrichthyes, Orectolobiformes, Rhincodontidae.
AUUCACUUGACGUUUAACAUAGAGAGCUUUGGAGAAGACAUAGCCUCUGAAACAGAGGAUACUGCAGUGUUUAAUGCUAGUGAGACCAUAAAUUAGCUGAAUAGAUUUGGGACAGCCUUAAGAGUUAGCUGUGAGCUCGCUUGAGACUUUUUAUUUUAAGGCAUAAACGUAGAACGCUUUAUAUAAUGCGCAGAUUAUUGUUUCUGAUACUGCCUCAGCUGUUAGCAACUGGUACAUGUGAUACAAGCCCAGGUCCUGAACAAGAAGGAAAGCAUGAAGGUAAAAUGCUUGCCCAUUGGAGUUACGAAGAUCAAAACUGGGGCAAAGACUAUCCACUUUGCAAUGGGGAUGCACAGUCUCCUAUCAAUAUCGACACUGGGAAAACCACAGUCAACAAAGAACUACCUUCAAUCACUCUUGAAGGAUAUAAUCUAAAGGAAACUGAACAGCUUGAUUUAUCUAAUAACGGACACACAGUUCAACUUUCACUCCCGGAUUCAAUGAGCAUAAGCCAUGGUUUCAAGCAGAAGUAUCUAGCAUCUCAGCUGCAUUUUCACUGGGGAUCAGACACCAGUCCGGGAUCCGAGCAUACAGUGGAUGGUACCCAGUAUGCUGCUGAGAUGCACGUUGUUCAUUUUGCUGCCAAGUAUGAAAGUUUGGCCAAUGCAGCACAGGAAGCAGAUGGUCUCGCUGUUCUGGCAAUAUUCCUUCAGGUUGGAGCACAAGACAAUAAAAACUAUGAUCAUAUAUUUGAUAAACUUCAAGAUGCUGUUGAAGGUGCUACUAUAAAAAUUCCUGGUUUUGACAUUAACACAUUGUUACCCAGUCAGCUAUACCGCUUUUUCCGCUAUAAUGGAUCUUUGACAACGCCACCCUGCUUUCAGACAGUUACCUGGACAGUAUUCAACGAGACCGUCCUCAUUUCUCAAGCACAGCUGGAUAAAUUGAAGACCAGCUUAAAGACUGGCCAUCGCACAUUGGAUUCAAAUUUUAGGCGGGUUCAGCCACUCAACAGAAGGAUUGUAUUUGCUUCCUUUUCAUCACUAACAUCAUCAAGAAGAAUAGUUCCGAAAGCUGGUUUUUCUGAAUCUGAUGGAAGUGACAAUUCAGCAAACGGCAUCCAUUUCACUUUAGGUGAUACCCUGGCUGUUAUAUUUGGGACCUUGUUUGGAUGUACUGCUUUGGCCUUUGCGAUUUAUGUGCUGAAACAAAAAAGACAAAGAUCAAACACUGAAAGAGGACAGAAGGUAAUUUACAAACCUGCUGCUACAAUGGAAGCAUGAGAACACAAUGAAUCAGUUUACCAGCAGAAAACCUGGAAUCAAACCUGGAUGUUAGAGCAAAAGUUAAUGAUUCAGCGAGAACAAAUUAUCUGUUUAUUAUCUACGCUGUUCAGAACUUUAGACGUGGCUCAAUGCAAUUUGAAACUGUGUUUCUGAAUAACAAAUAUUUCGUGCAGUACUAGGAAGAAGUCAUGCUUUAAUAAAAUACUGCAUUGUAAUAUGUUACGAUCUGAAUGCAGUGCAAAGAAAUGCAGUACCUAAACAGCAGAGCUGUACAGCACUAUAGCAAUUCCACUGAGGCUGUUGAUUGUUCAGCUACUAGGAGACUGGUAAACAAUUUUGAUCAGUUGUAUAAAACAAUUAAUUUUAAAUGAA